AUGCGACACGACGAGGCGACAUCUUGCAUGGAGUCAUCCGUGGAGGUGACUUGCGGAGUCCGGUACAUUUACUUAGCGCUCGGAUGCCUUCUUUGCCUCCUCAUGUCCUACUGCGGCGCCAUGCUGAGCAAGGAAGACGUCCACGACGAGCAAAGCUGGUAUUGUGGAGACUCCGCGUACCGCAGGUACGAACUGGGAUGGAUGGUUCUGAACAUGCUGGGCAUUUUUAUGACUCCAGACGUGCAGACGGCAUCCAUGGAAGCACCAGCUGAAGAUGAUGGAGUUGUGCGAGAGAUCGUGGAGGAGGCUCUUCAUUGUGAGCGUGAUCCAGUACCAAAGGACUCGGGUUCAGCCCCUCUUCGAAUCUUCUUCCUCGAUGAUUCUGAUGAUGACGAUGAGGACUCCGCCCAGGACAUCCAGCAGUCGGAGGUUGAUUGGUACAAUAUGGAGAAGGACCAGGGUUCGGCCCCUUUUCAAGUCUUCUUACUGGAUGAUUCUGAUGACGAAGAUGAGGAGGUCGAGCAGUCAGAG
This is a messenger RNA of Symbiodinium pilosum, 531 nucleotides long. Lineage: Eukaryota; Dinophyceae; Suessiales; Symbiodiniaceae. The record is from the annotation of a GenBank genome assembly.